Messenger RNA from Exophiala spinifera, 3534 nucleotides. RefSeq lists its product as uncharacterized. Bases 1 to 3534 code for a protein of 1177 amino acids. The transcript has a single exon. The record is from RefSeq and is a predicted model, not a curated record. Lineage: Eukaryota; Fungi; Ascomycota; Eurotiomycetes; Chaetothyriales; Herpotrichiellaceae.
AUGAGCUCAACCGCCGCUCCUGCCACGUUCUACAGGAGAUCUUCGCGCUCUGAUUCAACGUCGUCAUCGUCGCACCCAACUAAGAAGGCUGCAUCUAUCUCGAGCAGAGCCGGCAGGAAUGCUCAGUUGAAAGGUGGAUCAAGCAGUCCAGACCGCAAACCACCCAGUACAUAUUUUCGUUACGAACGAAGUCGCUCCCGCAGUCGGCCUGAGAACCACAUCGACUCGAAAUCGCCGGGGUCUAAUCUCAAUAUCAACCGCUGGUCACAUUCGACCUCGAGCAGUGUAUCCGCGCUCGACACCGAGCCUUUUCGAGUCAAAGCGAACACUUCGCGACGGAGAAGUAUUGAGCCUUCGCUAAUGUCGUCGAUUGUGGCAGCUGGAAGGCUCGAACCUCCACAACCGUCGAUGAGAUCUUACAGCCAAAGUCCUACCAGGAGCCACAAUCAAGGGCAUCUCCAGGUGGACCGUGGUUAUCCCUCUCGAGGUGGGAAUUCAGGGGGCGCAUCCCCGCUGACGCCGACGUCCAUGUUCAACCCUAGUUCAAGUGAGUACUUCGGGGAGACGUGGCAGAAAAGAAAUGCCAAAACGGGAGACCCCGUUACGAUGUCCGUUCACUACAUGAAGGCAGGCACCACGGCCAAGAAACCUGUGGAAAACAUUGCCUCACAGUAUAUGGCGCAGCCUGCACGAUCGGGAACUCAGGAGAGAAAUCUCGAGGCCAUAGUUCAAGAUGAUCAGAACGAGACAGUACCAGGCGGCGGACCAGCACGAGCUAAGAGCCACCGAAGUCCUACGCAGAAAACCAUGCUGUCCAAGGCUUUAGCGAGAGCGAACGCUGCAGUACUCUUGGACAAUGCCCAAAAUAUCGAAGGUGCCAUUGAGGCGUACGACGAGGCGUGUGAGCUCCUGCAACAAGUGCUCGUCCGGAGCUCAGACGUGGACGACAGGAAGAAAUUGUCAAACAUCCGGAGCACGUACUCGAACCGAAUAGCGGAAUUGCAUGACCUGGACAACUCCUUCUCCGGGCUGAUGGAGAAAGCCCUGCCAGACGAACCCCCAUUCGAUGAGAACGGCCAGUCCUUUUUCGCAAAUGAGGACCCCGAAGCAGACACGACGGGUGUAUUAGAGUCGGUAAAGAUUCCCCCUCGAGGGGAGUCACUACUACCGGAGAUCUUUGGGGGCGAGACAUUUCUCAAUGAAUCAUCUCGGAAAAGACUCCAGAUGCCCAGUCUGGCGAGUCCCAUGGAUACACAGUACAUGCCACCUCCGCUUUCUCCUCGGAGAGCUCCUUCGCUGUCAUCCGAGAGGGACACAGACACGCCAUUGGCGACUUCGAGGAAAGACGUGGCGAACGGUGUUCUCCACACCCGAGAAGAUAGCACAGAGUCCACGUCUUGGUUGGACACUUUUGAAGACGGCGAUUCCUCGAGAUCCUCACGACUGUCCUCUGUCGACCUUGGGCUCAACAAACCUCUGCAUCUGGCUGAUGAGAUCGAUGCAGAAUUUGAUGCCGCUCUCAGUGCCGCCGUUGAAGCUGCGUAUGAUGAAGACGCUUCCGAAGAUGCAACCCCAAGGCCAGAUAGACUUGCACAGGAGUCGUUCUCCACCAUCCUGCCUCCCCUGCAGUCGAUUUUCCACUCGUCGAAUCUGGGUAUCACGAGUGAGUACGACGAGGGGGAUUCGUCCGACGAAGAAGAAAGGAUGCUCGAGGAGAUGACGAAAGGCUAUGUUUUCGAUGAUUUCUCGUUCGACGACAAAUCUAAAUCUGCUCUGCCUCGACAGUCCGAUUCGAGCACGGUUUCCGGUCGUACCUGGACUGGCUCGCUUACGUCCACGACUCCAACCAACGCUACAACAUUGAGCACUCUCAAGGAAUCCUACGAGCCUGCCUCUGAGCUUUCACCUCGGCCCACUCCGCCUGCGAAGGACACCCCUCCGCUGACGAUGCCGCCGAGGACUGCGCUUCCUCCCACUCCUGUUCUACCGGCUCCCAAGCCAAUAAGCAGGCCACUGAGUAUCGAAAAGCCCAGUGGACUUGGCAUUCGCGAGAGAAGGUUUUCGGGGCGAACUGGGGAGCAACUCAAGAUCGAGACAUUCGCCCGGAGCGGUUCUUCUGCCCAGCCACCAAAACCGGGGGAUGAGCCAACAAGUUCUACUGUCCAAGCACCCUCCUCUGUGGCUCAGAAGUUGCCUCACACCGCACCGUUGGAAGCCACCGGCUCUUUGCUCAGAGGAGAUCCUCCACCACCAAUGACAACUAUGCCGUCAAUGGAAUCCUUCCAGAGCGAAUCGCCAGCGACUCCAGCCUUGACCCAGGGCGGCUCCCAAGGAAGCAUGGAUGAGUCUAUGGUCCCCCCGUCACCCACGAGACUCGGGAAGAUGGUCUCGCCGCAGAAUGGGAUCAAGAAGAACCAUUCAUCUACGAGUCUCAGGAUGAGGAAUCUGUCCAUUGCCACGACCGACACUAACAACGAGUCUCCGGUUACUCCAGGCAGUAGCGGUGCCAAUGGCGAAGGGCGAACGAUUCCACCGCCCUUGCCUUCCGCGGCGCUACCGACCCCGUCCACCGCUGCUUUCGGUCCCCAACUCCUUCAUUCGGGGGGCAUGUACCUCUUUGAUGACCACACCGCAGUUCUCGCCUUCCCUGAGCUCUCAAGUCAACUGCUCAACCCACCCCAGCCACUCGAGCCAUGUCCCGAGUCGUCACUGCUGCGCCCAUUCUGGCUGAUGCGGUGCUUGUACCAGACACUUGCUCAUCCUCGGGGUGGAUGUUUGACUACAAAACUGUUCAUUCCUCGAGAUGUUUGGCGUGUUCGAAACGUCAAGCUGAAAUCCGUCGAGGAUAAGGUCUCGCAAUGUGAUCUGUUAACUGCGGCGCUCCUGAAAUUCACCAAGGUGGACACACUCGACGCGGACGCGAUGCUCGAAGAACUGCAGUCCUUCGAGAGCGUCUUAGAUCAAGUGCGGAUCACGCUGCUGAAGAAACUCGGCAGUGAUGUUGGAUUUGGUGGAUCCACCGGCAUGUUCAAAGGCGGAAAGGAAGAACAGGAGGGAAAGUCGGGCAACGCAGCGACAAAGACGUUCGCAUCCAGCUGGCGAAAACUUCGAUCCAAGUCGAGUGCGCCCGCCAUGGGGUCGAAUGGGGCCAAAGACACGUCUACGUCGAGCCUGACGAUGCCAACGGUGCCGAUGACUUCGUCCAGCUCGGUCCAUUCUUCUCGCUCACACCACAAUCGGAAAGUGGUACCGCCACCCACCCCGUCCGCCUUGCCCAAUAUUCAGCCCAGUCACGCGACGUACAUGUCUAGUCUUGCGCGCCUCUUUGACGCGGCGCAGGUUCUGGAUGGGAUCGCAAGACAAGUGGAGGACCCGGGAUUGAAAUGCAGCAACAAGACCCAAGUUGGGUUGGAACUAGGAGUGAAGAACGCGGCCGAGUUUUUCGCCUUUUACAUCAUUCGCUUCGUCAUGACAGAUUUAAUGUUGAUGGUCGACAAAUUUGUCAAAAGGGGAUCCGAGUGGGUGAUGACUUGA